Molecule: messenger RNA, 1026 nt
Organism: Aspergillus tanneri
Lineage: Eukaryota; Fungi; Ascomycota; Eurotiomycetes; Eurotiales; Aspergillaceae
Product: MBL fold metallo-hydrolase
Exons: 4
Coding region: 1-1026 (341 amino acids)
Molecular function (GO): transferase activity
Source: RefSeq, a predicted model, not a curated record
AUGAAUCUCAUCGAAAUCGAUUCCCUCGACGCCGUCAUCAUCGUAGACAAUGAACUCGAUCCGCUCUCUUCUCCCCCACCAGACACUGUUGAGGUCUCGGGUUUGAUGGGCAGCCUGGCCAUGAACUCCCCUCAUCCACUCUCCGACAGAGGUGAUGCCUCCCGCGAGAUCCAGAUGGAGGAUAUUUGCUGCUCCGCACAUGGCCUGUCCAUCCUUGUCACUGCAACAAAAGACGAUGUGAAGCAUUCCAUCCUUUUUGAUGCUGGCCCUGAGAAUGACGUCUGGGAGAAAAACGCUCGACGGCUGCGGCCGGAUCUCUCUGCAAUUGAACUGGUUCAACUCUCCCAUUGGCAUCGGGAUCAUUCAGGUGGCCUCCCUCGCGCCGUCAAAAUGAUCACAGACGCCAAACAAGCCAAAGGCCGUUCGGACGAGCUGCUAGUGGAUCUCCAUCCUUCUCGUCCCGACUAUCGCGGCUUCAGCAUCGGCGAGACCAUCGUCUCGUUUCAAGCAGACCCAACCUUUGAGGAGUUGGAAAAUGCUGGGGGAACGGUACGUAAACAUGCGGAAGCCCAUACCGUUCUGGACGAUUUCUUUUUAAUCUCGGGCGAGAUCCCUCGCCAGACGUCCUAUGAAACCGGUGUUAAAUCGGGCAUGCGCUUUGUCAAAGAGGACAACGACUGGAUCUCAGACGAGCUGAUUGCAGAUGAACGGUUUCUCAUGUGUAAUCUUAAAGGCAAGGGCAUUGUCUUGUUCACCGGCUGCAGCCACGCGGGUGUAGUCAACUGCUCUCGACAUGCUAUUGAAAGCCUCGGUUGUUCGGUGCCUCUCCAUGCAGUGGUUGGCGGUUAUCACCUGGCCACCAGCGACGCCAGUCAGAUCGAAAGCUCCGUGCGGGAUCUCAAGAAGCUCGACCCUGCCGUGCUUCUAGCCGGCCAUUGCACGGGCUGGAGGGCCAAGUUUGCCAUUGAAAGGCACAUGCCGGGGGCGAUGGUGCCUUGUACGGUGGGAGCUAAGAUUACCUUCUAG